AUGGCAUCCAGCGAACUGCACGACGUCGUCUGGACCAAGACGAAGCCACCAGAUGCGCCCAGUAGAUCCCGCCUCGACGGCGUUAACAUCGCCAUGCUCACCCUUGCUUCCUUCAUCUUCGCCACUCGCACUGUUCUUCGGAUCGGUGGGAAAAAGGCAACGGAGGCGCAGGAUAUCCUUAGUUAUAUGGCGUACGUGUGCUACGUGCUCAUGGUAGUCAUGUAUCUGCAGGAAAACGAUCCUUUGUAUCGUGCUGAGAUCAUGUUUCUUCCAUUCCGAAUAACUUGGAACCUUCGUCUUCCAGGAAUUCAGAAGGCUGGUAUUUUUGUACUUUUUGGCAGCGGCUGGAUAUGCAUUCUGUUCGCAACUCUCCGUGUUGUCCAAGUCAGUACAAACAACGGCAUCCCAAAAAUACCCGAUCCGAAGUGGCUACAAAUGUGGACCAUUAUUGAGACGUCAAUGGCUGUGAUAAUUGGAUGUGGUCCCGCUUUCAAUGCGCUUUGCCCCCGAUAUCGUGCCCAGAACGCACGAAGACGCUCAAUUAAUUUAGAAGAUAUCAAAGAGCCUGAUUUAGCAACUAGGUCCAAUGGAGAAACUAGUCAAAUAUAA
Bipolaris victoriae FI3 is the source of this 609-nucleotide messenger RNA. RefSeq lists its product as hypothetical. NCBI's taxonomy places the organism in Eukaryota, Fungi, Ascomycota, Dothideomycetes, Pleosporales, Pleosporaceae. The coding region runs from base 1 to 609 and encodes 202 amino acids. The record is from RefSeq and is a predicted model, not a curated record. The transcript is spliced from 4 exons.